AUGGGUGUUCCCGCCCUCUUCCGAUGGCUCUCGUCCAAGUACCCCAAGAUCAUCAGCCCGGUGCAGGAGGAGCAGCCGCGCACGGUGCCCGGCGAGGAUGGCACUGAGCAGGAGCUGCCCAUCAACAUGGCCGGCCCUAACCCCAACGGCGAAGAGUACGACUGCCUAUAUCUCGACAUGAACGGCAUCGUGCAUCCAUGUACGCGGCCCGAGGGGCGGCCGCCGCCCGAGACCGAGGAGGAGAUGAUGAUCGAGGUGUUCAAGUACACGGAGCGGGUGGUCAACAUGAUCCGGCCGCGCAAGAUGCUCAUCAUGGCCAUCGACGGCGUUGCGCCGCGAGCCAAGAUGAACCAGCAGCGCUCGCGCCGUUUCCGCUCGGCGCGCGACGCCAAGGAGGCGAUGCAGGACAAGGAGGCGGCGCUGGCCGAGUGGAAGGCCAAGGGCCUGCCCGUCACCGACGAGGCCAUGCAGAUCAAAAAGGCAUGGGACUCGAACGCCAUCACGCCCGGUACGCCCUUUAUGGACCUGCUGGCCGCCUCACUGCGCUACUGGGUCGCCCAGAAGCUCAACAGCGACCCGGGCUGGAAGAACCUGCAAGUCAUCAUCUCGGACGCCAGCGUGCCCGGAGAGGGCGAGCACAAGAUCAUGGAGCACAUCCGCCGGCAGCGCUGCCAGCCCUCGCACGACCCCAACACCAAGCACGUCAUCUACGGCCUCGACGCCGACCUCAUCAUGCUCGCCCUCGCCACCCACGAGCCCCACUUCAAGGUGCUGCGCGAGGACGUAUUCCAGGACGCCCAGAAGGACGUCUGCCGCAUCUGCAACCAAAAGGGCCACUUUGCGCGCGACUGCAAGGGCGAGAAGCCCGAGCGCGACCCCAACGCGCCCGUCGAAAAGAAGCCGUUCGUCUUCCUCGACGUCUCGGUGCUGCGCGAGUACCUGGCCGUCGAGCUCAACUACUCGGACCUGCCCUUCGCCUUUGACCUCGAGCGCGCCAUCGACGACUGGGUCUUCCUCAUCUUUUUCGUCGGCAACGACUUCCUGCCGCACCUGCCGUCGCUCGAGCUGCGCGAAGGCGCCAUCGACACGCUGCUCAAGAUCUGGCGCAAGGCGCUGCCGCAGAUGGGCGGCUACCUGACCAAGCACGGCUCUGUCGAGCUGGCGCACGCCCAGCUCAUCCUCGCCGGCCUCGCCGAGGAGGAGGACGAGAUCUUCCGCAAGCGCAAGGAGAUCGAGGAGCGCCAGGACGCCAGCCGCAAGCGGCGCGAGGAGGACGACGCCCGCCGCAAGAACGGCGGAAAGGGCGGACGCGGCGGAGCUGGCGGCGGCUUCAAGCACGGCGACACCGAGUACGUCGAGGUCCAGGCCGCCAAAAAGGCCAAGAACGCCGCCGAGGCCGAGAAGCCGGCCUUUAACGGCAUGUCCAAAGAGGAGGCGCAGCAGCUGGCCAACGCCGGCAACAAGUCGUACGACACGCGCAAGAAACUCGUCGUCCUCGGCGGCGACAACAACGAGGUGGUCCGCAACCGCAACGCCACCAGGCAGGCCAACAGGGAUGCCGCCGAGGCGCUGCGGGCCGAGCUGGCCGGUGGCGCCACCGCCGCCGAGCCGACGAGCGACGAGCCGUCGGCCAAGAAGCGCAAGGUCGACGAGCAGGAGGCCGUCGCUGUCGCCGUCGAGGGCGAGCAGCCCGCCAACGGAUCCGCGACGGCCGCCGAUGACGUCGAGGGCACGCAGACCGAAUCGCCGGCUGGCAAGAAGCGCAAGGCCGACGACGACGCACCCGCCGGCAACGGUCAUGCUCCCGAGGCUGACGCGGGCAAGGGGGCCCAAACCGGAGCCGAAGCCAGUGCUGAAGCCGAAGCUGAAGCUGAAGCCGACGCCGACGCCGACGCCGACGCGGAUGCCGACGCGGAUGAGGAGGACGAUCUCGGCGACGACGACGACGACGACAACGAGGACAUCGACCCCGUCAGCACGACGUCGAAGAAGCUGCAGGUCAACGCCGACGGCACCGUCACCUACGAGGACUCGGUCAAGCUGUGGGAGCCCGGCUACCGCGAGCGGUACUACAAGGACAAGUUCCACAUCAGCCUCGACGAUGUCGAGACGCGGCGCGACAUUGUCAAGUCGUACACCGAGGGCCUCUGCUGGGUGCUGGCCUACUACUACCAGGGCGUGCCGUCGUGGCAGUGGUACUAUCCCUACCACUUUUCGCCCUUCGCCGCCGACUUUACCGACCUGGACAAGCUCGACAUCAAGUUUGAGCUCGGACAGCCGUUCAAGCCGUUUGAGCAGCUGAUGGGCGUGCUGCCGGCCGCCUCGCGCGCCUCGAUCCCGCACGCCUUCCGCCCGCUCAUGACGGAGCAGGACUCGGAGAUCAUCGACUACUACCCCGAGGAGUUUGAGAUCGACAUGAAUGGCAAAAAGAUGGUGUGGCAGGGCGUGGCGCUGCUGCCGUUCAUCGACGAGCGCCGGCUGCUGGCCGCGCUCAAGGACCGCUACCCGCACCUCAGCGAGGACGAGGUGCGCCGUAACGCCUUUGGGCACAAUACAUACUUUGUCAGCGAGGAGUCGAAGCUGUACGACUUUUUCUGCGCCCUCUACGCCAAGGGCGGCUCCACGGAGCCGGUGCAGCUCGACCCCAAGCUCUCGGGCGGCAUCACGGGCACCAUCCGGCCCGACCCGGUGUGCGUCCCUGGCUCGACGUUCAACUCGCCGCUGACCAGCCAGGACCUGCACGACAUCCUCAACGAUCGCUCGAUUUCGGUGCUCUACGACUUUCCGCCGCAGACCAAGCCGCACCGCAGCGUGCUGCUCAAGGGCGCGCGCCCUCCCAAGCCUGUGCUGACCCACAGCGACAUUGACUGGGUCAAGCGAGGCGGGCCGAACCAGCGCGGCCGCGGACGAGGCCGAGGCGGAGGACCGGGCGGUCGAGGUGGCGGAUCGGGCGGCCGCGGGCCUCCGCCUCAUCUCGCAAACGGGCGAGACGGCGGUGCCUACGGAGGCGCCCCCGCCGACGGGUACGGCGGUUCUUCGAUGCGCCUUGGCAACGGGCCGUCGCAUGGAGCCGGAGCCGCAGGUGGAGGCUAUGGCGGGUACGGAGGCUACGGUGGCGGCGGCGCAGCAGCGGGGGCCGGUGGUGGAGGCUACGGCGGCUAUGGUGGAGGAUACGGCGGCUACGGAGGACAGGGCUCUGGCGGUGGAGCGGCCUUUGGCAGCGGCGGCAUCGGCGGUGGCUACGGUGGCUACGGCGGCUACGGCAGCGGAGGCGGAGGUGCGGCUGGCGGAUACGGCGGCGGUGGGUACGGCGGCUAUGGAGGCUACGGUCAGGCUGCUGCUGCGCCCGGCCCAGCGGCAGGAGGCUACGGCGGCUACGGUGCGGCGCAGGAUCCUUACGCCGGCUACGGUCAGUCUUAUGGAUCCCGUGGCGGGGGAGCGUACGGUCAGGGCGCCUACGGCGGCUACCCGCCUCCAGCCGCACCGGCUGCGCCCUAUGGCGGGUACGGCGGCGGCUACGGUGCAGCUCCGCCCACUGGCCCCGCGGCCGGCAGCUACGGCGGCUACGGCGGUGCCUACCCUGCCUAUGGCGGUGCGCCCAGAGGUGGAGGACCGGCCCCGCGUGGUGGGCGAGGAGGUGGCGCGGCCGGCCGGGGCGCCGCACCCAGAGGCAACUACGGCGGCGGCGGAGCGUACGGCUCGUUUUACUAA
Pseudozyma flocculosa PF-1 is the source of this 3711-nucleotide messenger RNA. RefSeq lists its product as uncharacterized. NCBI's taxonomy places the organism in Eukaryota, Fungi, Basidiomycota, Ustilaginomycetes, Ustilaginales, Ustilaginaceae. The record is from RefSeq and is a predicted model, not a curated record. Bases 1 to 3711 code for a protein of 1236 amino acids. Gene Ontology annotation, biological process: nuclear-transcribed mRNA catabolic process. Gene Ontology annotation, molecular function: RNA binding; zinc ion binding; 5'-3' RNA exonuclease activity. Gene Ontology annotation, cellular component: nucleus. The transcript has 2 exons.